AUGAUCGAGAAGUCAGUUUCAAGAACAGUAUGUUGUGCUUCUGCUCAUUAUAAAUUUUAUUUUUUAUACGUUUACGCUUCAUCAGUGUAUUGCAUCGACGCAAAGCUGCAGUUCGACGACAACGCCGCCUUUCGCCACCAAGACAUAUUCGCCUACGGUCAAGAAGUGGAUCAGGAUGUGCUUGAAAAAAUGGCUGAACAAAACCACCUCAAUUACAUUCGUCUCAGCGGCAACAUCGGUUGUCUGGUCAACGGAGCCGGUCUGGCGAUGGCUACGAUGGACUUGAUCAGCCAGCAAGGGGCGCUUCCGGCUAACUUUCUUGAUGUCGGUGGCAUGGCGAUGAAAGAGCAGAUCUCUAACGCUUUCAGAAUUAUUGCCUGUGACAAAAACGUCAAGGCGGUUUUGGUGAAUAUCUUCGGCGGAAUAGUUGAUUGCGAGGUGGUCGCUAAAGCUUUGGAGGAAACUUUGGGUUCCUCUGCGAUGGCACUGCCAAUAGUGGUCAGAUUGGAAGGAACCAACGCUCAGAACGCGUUAAACGUGCUUUCAGCUGGACGACUUCCAGUGACUACUGCACGCGAUAUGGACGAUGCAGUAAAAAAGGUUGUUGCUUUACUUCCACAGGCCGAAGUCAAGUCAAGUGAUCUUAAUUCGGUCAGUCUUUACCAUCCUGCGCUUUACCUGAUUGUAUACUUCCGCUUCUACUUUUUACUCAACGUCUGA
Messenger RNA from Soboliphyme baturini, 720 nucleotides. Lineage: Eukaryota; Metazoa; Nematoda; Enoplea; Dioctophymatida; Soboliphymatidae. The record is from the annotation of a GenBank genome assembly.